This is a messenger RNA of Menidia menidia (Atlantic silverside), 1557 nucleotides long. The record is from the annotation of a GenBank genome assembly. NCBI's taxonomy places the organism in Eukaryota, Metazoa, Chordata, Actinopteri, Atheriniformes, Atherinopsidae.
AUGGACCCUGUCAUAAAAAUAAAUCCAGGGGCGUCGAAAUGGGACAUUCGUCAGAAGAUUUGGGACUACAUAGAGGAAAAAAAUUUGGCCAACUUUCCUAGGCCUGUUCACAACAGAAUCCCUAACUUCAAGGGUGCAAUUCAAGCAUGCAACAGGCUUGCGGUGCUGCAGGAGUUCAAGUCCAGCCAGACAGUCAAAGUAAACCCAGACAGACCGCAGCAGCAAGCGCGCUUUGUCACUCUGGAAGGUGCUUUUAUGGCCUGCACCAAAAUGACGGAGCUGCAGGUGUUCACCCAGUCCGCUGAGGUGAAGGUGGAUCCUGAUAAACCUCUGGAAGGUGCUCGACUAGCAGUGCUGCAGGCAAGGAAAACUCUCUUGGUUCCAACUCCUCGUCUUCGCACCGGUCUUUUCAACAAGAUCACUCCUCCCGAGGGCGCCAGCAAAGAAGAGCUGCGCAUAUGUGCCUCCGCUCAGGGUGUGAAAGAUUUCAGUGUGCCCGUUGGACUGGACGCAAAGGUGAAGGUAGACUUGGUGGUGGUGGGCUCUGUGGCAGUGUCUGAGAAAGGUUGUCGGAUUGGAAAAGGAGAAGGAUUUGCUGACAUGGAGUAUGCCAUGAUGGCUUCGAUGGGGGCUGUGAGUCCCUCCACUGUGGUAGUUACCAUCGUCCAUGACUGUCAGGUGGUAGAUAUUCCUGAGGAGCUCAUGGGAAGUCAUGACCUGACUGUGGACUACAUCCUCACACCCACCAGAGUUAUUGAAACUAACUGUCAGCUACCCAAACCACAGGGAAUCAUCUGGUCUAAGCUGGACUCAGAAAAGCUGGAGAGGAUCCCCAUCCUAACCAAGCUGCGAGCUCUGGAGGAAGAGGCCGGGAAGGACGUCACGCUCGGGGCGCCGCCACCGGCGGCCGAGUCUGGUCCGCAGACCGACCGGCCAAAAAAGCAAGUCAGACGCAGACCGAGGCGGAACACACAGACGGAUGUCGAGGGAGAAUAUAGCAAGGAAUCCACGCAGGAAGAGAGAGCGGAGGCAGAGCAGAGAGCCAGACAGCGGCCAGCUAGGAUGAGGAAAGACAGCAGGGGAGAUGGCAGGGCAGAUAAGGAGGGAGAGGCACGUAAGCCGCUGAAGGGGAGAAACAGGGAGGCUGGGAGGCAGCAGGGCGCAGAACCGGGCGGAGGCGAAACGGGGACUCAGCGCAAGCUCCCCCUGAACGUGACCACCGUUUAUCUGGGAGGGAUCCCGGCCGGCCUGCGGGUCAGCGAGCUGAAGAGCGCCCUCAGAGAGAAGGAGGCCACCCCCCUCCGGCUCACCUGGCAGGGCGCGCAGCACCGGGCCUUCCUGGACUACAGCGACCCUCAGGCCGCGGAGCAGGCCCUGGAGGCUCUGCAGGGCCUGUGUCUGAGUGGCCACAGCCUGCAGGCCGAGCUGGCCAAGAGCCAGCGUGGAGGCACAAGGUCUGGACAGUCCAUUAAGAGACAGAAUCCGUCCGCUGCCUUGAAGUCAAAAAUGGCACCAGCAGAUCCUCAGAGUGACACCAGUGGGAAGGCGGAGCAGUAA